Messenger RNA from Prionailurus viverrinus (fishing cat), 2336 nucleotides. It is a transcript of the gene NFYC, whose product is annotated as nuclear transcription factor Y subunit gamma. Gene Ontology annotation, biological process: regulation of DNA-templated transcription. Gene Ontology annotation, cellular component: nucleus; CCAAT-binding factor complex. The transcript has 10 exons. The coding region runs from base 240 to 1559 and encodes 439 amino acids. The record is from RefSeq and is a predicted model, not a curated record. Lineage: Eukaryota; Metazoa; Chordata; Mammalia; Carnivora; Felidae. Gene Ontology annotation, molecular function: DNA binding; protein heterodimerization activity; DNA-binding transcription activator activity, RNA polymerase II-specific.
ACUGAGGCAGGGGUCAGCUGAAAGACAAAGAAAAAUGGCGAAUAGUUUGCUGGGGGGUGGGGGGACAGCUGUUCGGGUUUUCACUGGAGUGGACAUUCCAGACUCAGGUUUCUGCAUCUCCUGCUGCCUUUUGUUUCCUCCGUCCUUUUGGGGGGGAGGGCUAGGAGUGACUUAAAUUCUCCCUGUCCGAGGAGAUAUAAAUAACUACAUGUAAAAUUAAUGCAGUUCCCGUUGUCAGAAUGUCCACAGAAGGAGGAUUUGGUGGCACUAGCAGCAGUGAUGCCCAGCAAAGCCUCCAGUCCUUCUGGCCUCGUGUCAUGGAAGAAAUCCGGAAUUUAACAGUGAAAGAUUUCCGAGUACAAGAACUCCCACUGGCUCGUAUUAAGAAGAUCAUGAAACUGGAUGAAGACGUGAAGAUGAUCAGUGCAGAAGCCCCUGUGCUCUUUGCCAAGGCAGCCCAGAUUUUUAUCACAGAGUUGACUCUUCGAGCCUGGAUCCACACGGAGGAUAACAAGCGCCGGACUCUACAGAGGAAUGAUAUCGCCAUGGCAAUUACAAAAUUUGAUCAGUUUGACUUUCUCAUCGAUAUUGUUCCAAGAGAUGAACUGAAACCUCCAAAGCGUCAGGAGGAGGUGCGCCAGUCCGUGACUCCCGCCGAGCCCGUCCAGUACUACUUCACACUGGCUCAGCAGCCCGCUGCCGUGCAAGUCCAGGGGCAGCAGCAGGGCCAGCAGACCACCAGCUCCACGACCACCAUCCAGCCUGGGCAGAUCAUCAUCGCGCAGCCUCAGCAGGGCCAGACCACACCUGUGACCAUGCAGGUUGGAGAAGGUCAGCAGGUGCAGAUUGUCCAGGCUCAGCCACAGGGUCAAGCCCAGCAGGCCCAGAGCAGCACCGGACAGACCAUGCAGGUGAUGCAGCAGAUCAUCACAAACACAGGAGAGAUCCAGCAGAUCCCGGUGCAGCUGAAUGCCGGCCAGCUACAGUACAUUCGCUUAGCCCAGCCUGUAUCAGGCACCCAAGUCGUGCAGGGACAGAUCCAGACACUUGCCACCAGCGCUCCACAGAUCACGCAGACAGAGGUGCAGCAAGGACAGCAGCAGUUCAGCCAGUUCACGGACGGACAGAGGAACAGCGUGCAGCCAGCCCGAGGCUCUGAGCUAACGGGAGAGGCAGAGCCCAGAGAAGUGAAAGCCACGGGAAAUGCAACUCCCUGCACCUCUUCCCCGCCCACCACACACACCCCCUCACACCGGGCCGGAGCCUCCUGUGUCUGCUGCGCCCAGCCCCCGCAGAGCCCCACUCCCCCUCCUCCCUCCGACGCCUUACAGUGGGUGGUGGUCGAGGUGUCCGGGGCCCCCAGCCAACUCGAGGCCCAUAGGGAGCUGCAUGCCCCUCUCCCGGGGGUGACCUCACUCUCUCCUCUCCACCCCUCGCAGCAGCUCUACCAGAUCCAGCAAGUCACCAUGCCCGCCGGCCAGGACCUCGCCCAGCCCAUGUUCAUCCAGUCAGCCAACCAGCCCUCCGACGGGCAGGCCCCCCAGGUGACCGGCGACUGAGGGCCUGAGCUGGCAAGGCCACGGACGCCCAACACAAUUUUUGCCAUACAGCUCCGGGCGAUGGGUACAGCCUCCCUCCCCAGAGGACCCGGCCGACCUCCGCGCCUCCUACAGGCUAGGACACUGGUGCACUGCGCCCCACGCUGGAGGCCGAGAUUCUCCAACAGAAAGAUGCAAUAUUUUUUUUUCCUUUUUCUCCAUUUUUUCUCCGAGGAAUCAAUAUUUCAGUAUGUUGAGCUGUGUGUCCAAUGCUAUGAAAUGAAUAUUAAAUAACAUAUUUAUGGCAUUUUCUUGAAGAGUGUGGUUGAAGAAAUAUUUCUUUUGUUUUCCUUUUUUUUUUGAUUCUUACCGCCACUUCUUUCCAGGAGCACAUCUCCUCAGGGGGGUAUGUUAUCUCCUGAGUCUCGGAGCAGCUGCGGCCCUAGGAUUUGCCACCUUGUUCUGCCCGCAGAUUGAAUUAGGUGACCACGUAGCUUCUUUCUCACUAGUGGUCCUCUUCCUCGUGACCCUGUGCUCGUCCCAGAGCUUUGUGUGUUUGCACCCAGAGGCUGUGGAAACAUUCCUUGCGUUUAAGAGGUGAACUCAUUUGCCAUGGAGAGUGGAUGGUUUCAUUUCCAAACCCUUCUCUCCCAGGGACCCAAGGAGACUAGAACUUUGUGCAUUUGCCCACCUCCACCCUCCAUUUUUUAUCUUUAAAAUGCAUUAAAAAUUGUGCUAGUCUCCUUUGCUGCAUGGACUUCAAACUGCAUGAAAUGCAAUAAAUCUCAUUUUAGAUAA